This is a messenger RNA of Fusarium verticillioides 7600, 1989 nucleotides long. The record is from the annotation of a RefSeq genome assembly. NCBI's taxonomy places the organism in Eukaryota, Fungi, Ascomycota, Sordariomycetes, Hypocreales, Nectriaceae.
AUGUAUUUAAGUAUAAUUAUAUUACCUUUAUUAGGAUCUAUAGUAUCCGGUUUUUUUGGUAGAAAAGUCGGUGUUACAGGUAGCCGUAUUUUAGGUUGUUUAAGUAUAAUGAUAACUACAAUAUUAGCUAUCAUUAGCUUUUUUGAAGUAGGAUUUAAUAAUAAUCCCGUUUCAAUAAAUUUAUUUAAAUGAUUAGAUAACGAAUCAUUUAAUAUGGCAUGAAACUUUCAAUUUGAUAGUUUAACAGUAUCAAUGUUAAUACCUGUAUUAAUAAUCAGUUCUUUAGUUCAUUUUUAUUCAAUAGGAUAUAUGAGUCACGAUCCCCACAAUCAAAGAUUCUUUAGUUAUUUAAGUUUAUUCACUUUUAUGAUGAUAAUACUAGUAACAGGUAAUAAUUAUUUAGUUAUGUUCGUCGGAUGAGAAGGUGUGGGUGUUUGUUCAUAUCUAUUAGUUAGUUUCUGAUUCACUAGAAUAGCGGCUAAUCAAAGUUCUCUUUCAGCUUUCUUAACUAAUAGAGUUGGAGAUUGCUUCUUUAUGAUAGGUAUGUUUAUCUUAUUAUGAACUUUAGGGACUUUAGAUUAUAGUACUGUAUUCUCAUUAGCUCCUUAUAUUAAUGAAAAUAUAACAACAAUUAUAGGAAUAUGCCUAUUGAUAGGUGCAAUGGCAAAAAGUUCUCAAGUAGGUCUUCAUAUCUGAUUACCUAUGGCCAUGGAGGGUCCUACACCGGUAUCUGCUUUAAUACAUGCAGCUACAAUGGUUACAGCGGGAGUAUAUUUAUUAAUUCGUUCAUCACCUUUAAUAGAAUAUAGCUCUGCUGUAUUAUUAAUCUGUUUAUGAUUAGGAGCUAUUACUACAAUAUUUAGUUCAUUAAUAGGAUUAUUUCCACAAGAUAUAAAAAAAAUUAUCGCAUAUUCUACUAUGAGUCAAUUAGGUAUGAUGGUGAUAGCUAUAGGUUUAUCUUUCUAUAAUGUAGCCAUAUUUCACUUAAUAAAUCAUGCCUUCUAUAAAGGAUUAUUAUUCUUAGGGGCAGGAGCAGUUAUACACGCAGUAGUAGAUAAUCAAGAUUUAAGAAAAUACGGGGGAUUAAUAUCAUUCCUACCAUUAACCUAUUCUGUGAUAUUAAUAGCUAGUCUUAGUUUAGUUGCUUUCCCUUUUAUGACAGGAUUUUAUAGUAAAGAUUUUAUAUUAGAAUCUGCCUAUGGUCAAUAUCAUUUUAGUAGUAUCGAUGUAUAUGUUAUAGCAGUAAUUGGGGCUAUAUUUACUACACUAUAUUCAGUUAAAGUUAUAUACUUAACUUUCUUAACUAAUCCUAAUGGACCAGUUAAUUAUUAUAGAAAUGCACAUGAAAGUGAUAUAUUUAUCAGUUUACCUUUAGUGGUAUUAGCUGUAUUCUCGAUAUAUUUUGGAUAUAUCACUAGAGAUAUUUUCAUAGGUUUAGGUUCAGGGUUCUUUAUAGACAAUAGUAUAUUUAUUCACCCUGUUCAUGAAAUAAUGAUUGACACUGAAUUUGGUGUACCUACUAUAUUUAAAUUAAUUCCUUUUAUCCUUACUGUUUCUUUCUCAGCAUUAGCUAUAAUAUAUUCAGAAUUUAUGCCAAAUAUAAUAUCUAACUUUAAAUUAUCUAAUUUAGGAUAUUAUAUUUAUGGUUUCUUUAAUCAACGUUUCUUAGUUGAAUUCUUUUAUAAUAAAUACAUUGUUAAUUCAGUUUUAGAGAUAGGAGGUCAAACGACAAAAGUUUUAGAUAAAGGUAGUAUUGAAUCAAUAGGUCCUUAUGGAUUUGGUGUUAUUUUAACUAAAGCUAGUAAAAUAAUUUCUAGCUUAAGUAAUGGAGUCGUAACUAAUUACGCUCUUUAUAUUUUAAUAGGAAUUUGCUUCUACUUAUCUAUUUUUACUUUUGUUCAGGUAGUAGAUGACGUAGUAAAUUCUAUUACAAUAGCAAGCUUAGUAAUUCUUAUGUUAUAUAAAGAUCGUUCUUUAAUUUCUAACUAG